UGUAUGGAGUGGAAACCAAAUAUACAAAUAUAGGAUCGGAUUGACUCCACAGUGCGCAGAGAUGAGAAGAAAUCAGUUAGCGAACUUUUCCAAUCUUCCUCGCUAAGGUUCUGCGUAACCGCUGCUUCAAUUUAACCCAUUGCUUCUUCUCUCACCCUUCCCUGCACGAGCCAAAACUUGGAGGUAGCAUACAAUAGUUUCCGAUGAGUACUGCUGGAUGGUCAGAUGAGGAAUGCUCUGUCAUUGGAGAAAAGGCAGAAAUCGGGUUUCUAGAUUUUGAGGAAGAGAAAUCUGUUUGCAGUUACGUUGAGGAUGAAAGGGCACCGAUUAUUGUAUCUGUCCCAUUUGCAUUUGUGAAUGGCAAGCCUCAAUCUGUAAUUGUAGGAGAUACUGCAGUGGAUUUAAUAACAAUUAAGAAUACUACUGGUGAACCUGUGGACCUGUGGAGUGUUCAUAUUUUUGCCUCAAAUCCUCAGGACAGUUUUACUCUUUCUCUCACAGAGCCUCCAUCAGCAAAUUCAAAUGCAGACGGAGACCAAAGCUUUUUAGAAUCUUUCACUUUGGAGGACAGGGUGCUUCAGCCUGGAGAGAACUUAAAAAUAUGGUUGUCUUGCAAGACAAAAGAUAUGGGCAUGUACUCAUCAGUUGUUUAUUUUGAUGUUGGAGAUGAAAAAAUCGAAAGGGUGGUUUUCCUCUUAGUUGAAGACAAACUCUCUAAAUCUUUGGCUUCUAACAGGCCUUAUUCAAGAGCAAGGAAAAAAGAUAAAUUUGUCGUAGAUACUUUUGUUGCGGCUUCACGUCCUGUAGGGAAGCCAACCCGAAGAUAUAUAAAUCGACUUCCAAGAUAUAACAUUCCCAGGGACAUCAGAGAGUUGCUUGAGAGCAAUCAGGUCCCUCAAAUUCUUGAAGAAGGUCUUACAAAAAGGACUUAUGCUUCUUAUUUCAAAACAUUAAUAAUAAUGGAAGAGAUACAAUUGGAGGAAGACAUGAGGACUUAUGACAUGGAAUGCAUAUCUAUGAGAAAGAGAACCAGUAAUUUCUUGACUAUGGAGGUUCCUGGGCUUGCUGAGAGAAGGCCCUCGCUGGUUCAUGGGGAUUCUAUCUUUGCCAAACUCUCAUCUGGACAUGAUAAUAACACCACAUCCGUUUAUCAGGGAUUUGUCCACCGAGUUGAAGCUGAUGAGGUCUAUUUGAAGUUUGAUCCUGAAUUUCAUUUUUUCCAUAGGGAUGAAAAUCGCUAUGAUGUUCACUUCACAUAUAACAGGCUUAAUAUGAGAAGGUUAUAUCAGGCAGUUGAGGCAGCAGAUUACUUGGGAAAUGAGUUCCUUUUUCCAUCUUCGUUUUCCAGAAAGAGGCAGAUCAAAACCACUGCUUUGGUUCCCAUAUCUGGUACUUUUAACGAGGAGCAAAUUUGUUCAAUCAAAAUGAUUCUUGGUUGCAAAGGUGCACCGCCUUAUGUGAUUCAUGGGCCCCCAGGUACGGGAAAGUCGAGGACAAUAGUAGAAGCAAUCCUCCAGCUCUACAAAUAUAAUAAAAAUGCUCGUAUUCUUGUCUGUGCACCCUCAAAUAGUGCAGCAGACUACAUACUGGAGAAACUCCUUGCUCAAAAGGAUGUUGCGUUUCGAGAAACUGAAAUAUUCAGGCUCAAUGCAUCUACCAGGCCAUAUGAGGAUGUCAAACCUGAACUUAUCCGCUUCUGCUUCUUUGAUGAUUUGGUAUUUAAGUGUCCCCCAGUCAAUGCCCUCAUUCAUUAUAGGAUCAUAAUAUCCACAUAUAUGAGUGCUGGUCUUCUUUAUGCUGAAGAUGUUUCCCGCGGUCACUUCUCUCACAUUUUCUUGGAUGAGGCUGGUCAAGCUUCAGAACCUGAAACCCUGAUUCCUGUGUCCCACCUCUGCACAAGGGAUACUGUUGUUGUUUUGGCUGGAGACCAGUUGCAGUUGGGUCCAGUAAUAUAUUCCAAAAAAGCAGAAGAGUAUGGGUUGGGGGUUUCAUACAUGGAACGGUUAUCUGAAUGCGAGUUAUAUUCUAUGGGAGAUGCAAAUUAUGUAACAAGAUUGGUUAAGAACUAUCGUUGUCACCCAGCGAUUUUACAUCUCCCUUCAAAGCUGUUCUAUGAAGGGGAAUUGAUUGCCUGUAGAGAUCCUACAACUUUCAUGAAGAUUGGGGAGUUGCUCCCUAAUCAGGAAUUUCCUAUUCUUUUCUAUGGCAUCCAAGGAUGUGAUGAAAGAGAAGGGAAUAACCCCUCUUGGUUCAACCGAAUUGAAGUAAGUAAAGUUAUAGAAGUUGUCAGGAGACUGAUAGCCGGUGGGAAUAUAAAUGAGGAAAACAUUGGCAUAAUAACUCCAUAUAGGCAACAAGUGCUGAAAAUAAAACAGACGCUUGAAAAUCUAGAUAUGCCUGAAAUCAAAGUGGGUAGCGUUGAACAAUUUCAAGGACAAGAGAAGGAGGUUAUUAUCGUAUCAACUGUUCGAUCUACCAUCAAACACAAUGAGUUUGACAGAGUCCACUGUCUUGGCUUUUUGAGCAAUUACAGAAGGUUUAAUGUGGCUAUAACCCGAGCUAUAUCACUGCUGGUUAUAAUUGGGAACCCACAUAUUAUCUGCAAGGACGACAAUUGGAGCCAAAUGUUGUGGCACUGUGUGGACAACUCAUCUUAUCUGGGUUGUUCUCCUCCUGAAAGGCUUCAACAUUGUGAGGAAGAGGACACUGGAGAGAACUCAUGCUUUACUGAAGAUAAUGCAUUGCCACCCUCCAACAAUGUUGGAUGGGGUCCGGAUUCAUCCCCGUUAGAUUUACCUAAACCUGUUACCGAUGAAGCUGAAUGGUCUGACGGCUGGAGAAGUAAUUAAUCUAGCACCUCGGACUUGGACUUUUUCACAAGAUUCAUGUUUAUACUCUCUUUAUGACUUUUUGUAUUAGGUUUCUGUGGACUUACACUUGUGUUUGGAACGAGGCCUAGUUGAUUUUAUUUAUCCCAUAAAGUUUUUUUAAAAAAAAUAAAAUUAAAAAGGCGAUCUAACCCAUAUUGUAUCCUGGUGAAUUGAUUAAUUACAAAUUGUUUAUCAU
This is a messenger RNA of Cajanus cajan (pigeon pea), 3066 nucleotides long. It is a transcript of the gene SDE3, whose product is annotated as P-loop containing nucleoside triphosphate hydrolases superfamily protein. The record is from RefSeq and is a predicted model, not a curated record. Gene Ontology annotation, molecular function: 5'-3' RNA helicase activity; RNA binding. NCBI's taxonomy places the organism in Eukaryota, Viridiplantae, Streptophyta, Magnoliopsida, Fabales, Fabaceae.